This is a messenger RNA of Osmerus eperlanus (European smelt), 4689 nucleotides long. It is a transcript of the gene sema3c, whose product is annotated as sema domain, immunoglobulin domain (Ig), short basic domain, secreted, (semaphorin) 3C. The transcript has 19 exons. The record is from RefSeq and is a predicted model, not a curated record. Bases 349 to 2637 code for a protein of 762 amino acids. Gene Ontology annotation, biological process: axon guidance; semaphorin-plexin signaling pathway; negative chemotaxis. Gene Ontology annotation, cellular component: plasma membrane. NCBI's taxonomy places the organism in Eukaryota, Metazoa, Chordata, Actinopteri, Osmeriformes, Osmeridae. Gene Ontology annotation, molecular function: semaphorin receptor binding; chemorepellent activity.
UCCUGAAGUCCUGGCAGUGCGCUCUAAUCAGAUAAAUGAGGCUUUGUUUCACACUAAUUUAUACAGCAUGUGGAGGAGGAGGCGGAGGAGGAGGAGGAGGAGGAAGAUCGUUACCUCUCUCAGUGGCCCAGGGUUACUUACGGGGAAUGAAGUCACAAGGCAGCUGAAUGGAAUAGCAGCGUUUUUGUCUUCUCUGCUCUGGAAGUGUCACAGGGGACCCAUCCGAGAGUGGGACUAAAGACUUCAGGAGGAUAGCGACCGGGACUACAGGGGAACCAGGGCUUCUGGACCAGCAGAGAACCGGGGAGCCUUUCUAAGCUGGUGUGGACGGGCGUGGUUCCAGCUGUAAUGGACUGGCCAGAGGGGGCUCUGACCCCAGCUCUGAUGGCAGUGAUGAGGGCGUGUCCACCUGGGGGGCUGUCCCUCCUGACUCUCUCUCUCCUCCUCACCUGCGUCUCCUCUCUCUCUCAGCCGCUGCCCAGAGUCUUCCUGCCCUUUGAAGAGCUCCGGGCGUCUCAGGCCUUCGAUCACCACAGCCUGUCGGAGAAGCCCAUGGACUACAGGAUCCUGCUGGUGGACGAGGACCAGGACAGGAUGUACGUGGGCUGUAAGGACCACGUCCUCUCCAUGGACAUCAACAACAUCACGCAGGGCCUGCUGAAGGUGUUUUGGCCUGCCUCCACCAGCAAGAUAGAGGAAUGUCAGAUGGCUGGCAAGGACCCCACGCAUGGUUGUGGGAACUUCAUCCGAGUGGUUCAGCCCAUUAACAGAACCCACCUGUUCAUCUGUGGGAGUGGAGCCUACAGUCCUGUGUGUGCCUACAUCAACCGAGGGAGGAGACCUGAGGAGCAAGUGUUCCACAUUGACUCGCGAGCGGAAUCUGGCAAGGGCCGCUGCUCCUUCAAUCCCCAGGUCAACACUGUCUCCGUCAUGCUCAACCAGGAGCUGUUCUCAGGCAUGUAUAUUGACUUCAUGGGGACAGAUGCUGCCAUCUUCAGGAGCCUCACCACCAGGAACGCAGUGAGGACAGACCAGCACAACUCCAAGUGGCUGAGUGAACCCAUCUUCAUCGAUGCCCAGUUGAUACCAGAUGGAUCGGACCCCAACGAUGCAAAACUUUAUUUCUUCUUCCGGGAAAGACUGACAGACAACAGCGGAAAUACCAAGAACAUUCACACCAUGGUCGCCAGAGUGUGUCCGAAUGACAUUGGAGGCCAGCGGAGCUUGGUGAAUAAGUGGACCACCUUCCUGAAGGCCCGGAUGGUGUGUUCAGUGCUAGAGGAGGAUGGCACUGAGACCCACUUUGAUGAGCUUGAGAGUGUGUUUUUACUGGAGACUGAGCAGCCUAAAAGCCUGCUGGUGUUUGGAGUCUUCACGUCAACAAGCUCCGUGUUCAAGGGCUCGGCCGUGUGUGUGUACAACAUGGCUGACAUUCUGACCGUUUUCAACGGGCCGUUCGCACACAGAGAGGGGCCCAACUUCCAGUGGGUGGCCUACCAGGGCCGCAUCCCAUACCCCCGGCCUGGGACUUGCCCUGGUGGGGCGUUCACUCCAGACAUCCACUCAACCAAGGAGUUCCCAGACGAGGUGGUGACGUUCGUCAGAAACCACCCAGUCAUGUUUAAUUCCAUCUACCCAAUCGGCAGACGGCCCCUGGUGGUGCGCACCAACGCUGACUACAAGUACACGUCCAUCGCUGUGGACCAGGUCAUCGCUGCUGACGGCCACUACCAGGUGCUGUUUCUGGGAACAGAUAAAGGAACAGUGCAGAAGGUGAUAGCCUUGCCUACCAAUCGUUCCCUGGACGAGGAUCUAAUCCUGGAGGAGCUGGAAGUGUUUAAGAACCAGGCACCAGUGACAAACUUAAGGAUAUCGUCUAAAAAACAACAACUUUACGUCAGCUCCGAGCAUGGGGUCUCCCAGGUGUCCCUGCACCGUUGCCAUGCCUACGGGGAGGCAUGUGCUGACUGCUGUCUGGCCAGAGACCCCUACUGUGCCUGGGACGGCCUGAGCUGCUCGCGCUUCUACCCCUCUGGCAAGAGGAGAAGCAGGAGGCAGGACAUUAUCCAUGGAAACCCUCUAACACAGUGCAGGGGAUUCAAUCUGAAAGCUUACAGAAAUGCAGUGGAGAUGACGCAGUACGGAGUGAAGAACAACACUACCUUCCUAGAGUGUCUGCCCAAAUCACCCCAGGCUUCCAUCCGCUGGCUCAUCCAGAGAGACAACGACAGGCGGAAAGAGGUAAAGCUGAGUGACAGGGUGCUCUCCACAGAGUACGGCCUGCUCCUACGCUCUGUCCAGCUGUCCGACCAGGGCCUGUACUACUGCCUGGCUACCGAGAACACCUUCAAACGCACCGUGGCCAAAAUCCGUCUGCGGGUCCUGAGCGAGGCCAUGGUGAGCGUGCUGACAGACAAGCAGCAAUCCCCCUGGGCGUGGGCCAGCUCCCUCCACCCCAAGGCCCUCCUGGCUGCCUUCAGCCCUGCAGAGAGCCUGGCCGUGCAGCAGUACUGCAAGGAGAGGAAGCAGCUCCAGAGCAUGCACCAGGGAUCCCUCCGGGGAGACCUGGCCAAGCUCAAGCCCAUGAUGGACCACAGGAAGAGCCGGAACCGCCGGAAUCACCUACCCGGGGUUUGAACGAAAGGGUUAGGAGGAGUGUGGUGACUCGGUGAUAGACGCACACACUCACAUACUACCCCCCCUCCCCCACACACACACUCACACACACACACUACAACAUAGACUGAUGUUCCACCCAGUGGAUCUAAAGGCUUACUCUGGUCCCUGCUCCAUGUCGUGUAUGGUGGAGUUGAAUGUGAGGGACUGUGAGCAUGGCCUGGGCUUUCUCUUGUCUUACACUAUAUGCAUGAGGCGCUCGCACCUGAGGACUGGGAUGCAGUAUACACAAACACAAUACAAAUGAUGUGGAUUCAUGAGUUACAAUCGAUCGUCACAAAUGUCUUUCUUUCUUCAGCUUGAGAGCUUUAGGUCGGCUUCAAACAAACGCACAGCCUACAAGUAAUCAUGGCUGGUCAAUGUCAAUCACAUUGUGGAGUGUGUGAGUAUGUUUUACUGUGGACACUGGCUAUAAGGCUCGGCCCUGAAAAGAUCAUGUACAAUUAUAGUCAAACUGUGUUUCUGUUUACAUCUACUUCACUUAAUCUUUUUGCUAAAUCUACAGAGUUAUGUUCAAGUUGUCUUGUUAACUUGUAUUCUUAAAGGUAUGCUCAGAAUUUUUGUUCUGUUGACAUGGAAAGUCCUGCUCCUCCCAGGGUUCCUAACUGUUUCUUUAUCUUAUGUUCCACCAUGGCGGUCUAUACAAAGGACAGAUAUAUGGUGUGGUACUGUGUAAGUUGUCCUAAUAAAACAUACUGUGGUGUCGGAAAUUAAAACACAGUGGAUAGGCCAAAGUACUCCUCCAGUUCAGCUGGCACCCAUAUGCAAAAACCUCAUACAUUGGCUGGAACAGGAACCUGGAAGCUUGGCUAUGCACACAUGCCUGAACACACACACACACUCACGCUCACGGGUGAUACGUUCUUGUGUUUAAGCACAGAGGCAUGUUAAUGUGGACACGCUUUAUCGAAAUGUCAUACCAUGUCCUGAUUGGGUACUCUAUGUACUGAUUGUGGUUGCUAGGUUGCAUUUAAUCUGUGUAUCCCAUGAGUGCAGAUGUGCCUCCCAAGACAAUAGCCAAAGCAGAAUCUCCCCUCAUUCACAUACAUACACCCUAGCACAUACCCUGUCCCACACACAAACACAUUGGUAAACACAUACAUGCUAAAUAUUCUAAUAGGUUUCCAAAACUGAGGAAUUCUUGUUGCUAAGCCUUCACUUCUGAAUCAAUACACUAUAGCCGACAUAUUGCAACAUGGUGUUGCUACACUGAUUGAUUGCAGCUUGGCUGUGCAUGCACUAAUUAGCUCAAGCAUUUUAAUACAGUUCAACUUUAAUUUAAGGAAAACACAAAACCUUUUGGCUAACAUUGCUACUUUGUUGACAAAUCGUUCUGGCCAAUCUGUUUGAUUUAUACACUGUGUUUCACAUCAAGCAACCAAUUCAUGCAUGGCUAGUUUUUUUGUCACUGUACAGAAGCAUGUGCCUUUGUGGCUGUUUCUGGUCUUAGAUGGUCUUGGAUUUCGUAGUCAGUAUAAUUCAGUGUUUUGUUCAACUAGGGGAAUAUUUUUCCUUUCCCUGAAAGCCAGCAGAAUCAAGAAAGACAUAAUGAAACUAUUAUCAAAGCUAUCAUAGUGAAUUACUCAUUUGACUCAAAGUUUGGGAGAGGGUCAAACUAGCUUCCUCAUUUUAUAUAGUGUGAAUAAUUCAUUCAUUGUGGUUUCGCCAAGUAUAGCCAAUGUAGAUAUAGAUGUCUUUGGUUUGUGUACAGUUCAUUUCUUAUUUUCAUCAUUGUAACUUAUGUUAAUGUUGGACUUUUGUGGAUAUGUGUUCAUCAGUGUGACCCUACUGUAUAUAAUUUCAACAUAUUCAUUCGGUAACCAUGACUGUAUCUGCACAUUGCAGAGAUAUAUUUUCAAAUUAUUUUUUAAUACCUAACAUAUUGUUCCCAUAGGUUCGUCAUCAUCACAGUUAAUGUUGUGUCAAUGUUGUGUCAAUGCUCUCAUGAAACUUAUGUAUUACUAUUUAUUAAUGUAAUGUCAGCCUGAAUAAAUACAUUAAACUGUAUGUGAA